AUGAUGUUAUCACUGUCCGCCAAGAAUCACUUCACAGUGAAUAACUCGAUAACCCAUAUCGUCAAGUCAUAUCAUAUAAAGACUCUCACUACAAACGCAAAGACAAUGCCGCAUAUCACUACAUCCUUUACCACUACUGCUAGCAGUACAAAAUUAAAGGCUUUCAGGCAAGUUAGGCCUGUUCUGCAGAGGCAUAGCUCAUCAUGGAUGGCCUCCCAAUGCCAAAAAAGGUCAAUAUCUGGCCAAUCUUCGCUAAAAGACCUGCGCCAUUUAAACCGCUUCCCACAUCACACGUUGAAAACCGCCAACGAUGAAUUUUAUCCUGCCGAACAAUUGACUUUGGAUGACGUAAAUGAAAACGUCUUGAAGGCUAGGUACGCGGUUAGAGGUGCCAUCCCCAUGAGAGCUGAAGAGUUAAAAACUCAGCUCGAGAAAGAUCCUCAAUCUUUGCCAUUCAAUAAAAUUAUCAAUGCCAAUAUCGGUAACCCUCAACAACUACAACAAAAACCUUUGACUUACUACAGACAAGUCUUAUCUCUUUUACAAUACCCAGAACUACUAAAUCAUAACGAACAACAGCUAGUUGACUCUAAACUAUUCAAAAUCGAUGCCAUUAAACGUGCCAAAAGCUUGAUAAAAGAUAUCGGUGGUUCCGUUGGUGCUUAUUCUUCUUCUCAAGGUGUAGAAGGUAUAAGAAGAAGCGUUGCUGACUUCAUUACUAAAAGAGAUGACGGCGAAACAGCCUACCCAGAAGAUAUAUUUUUAACCGCUGGUGCAUCUGCAGCCGUGACUUACUUGCUAUCCAUCUUCUGUAGAGGUCCAGAAACAGGUGUCCUGAUACCUAUUCCACAAUACCCACUAUAUACUGCCACUCUGGCCUUAAACAAUUCUCAGGCCCUGCCAUACUACUUGGACGAAAAUUCAGGUUGGUCUACUAAUCCAGAAGAAAUUGAAACUGUCGUCAAAGAAGCUAUACAAAACGAAAUCAAACCUACCGUGCUAGUGGUCAUCAAUCCUGGCAAUCCUACAGGUGCUGUUCUAUCACCUGAAUCGAUAGCCCAAAUUUUUGAAGUUGCGGCCAAGUAUGGUACGGUAGUAAUCGCUGACGAAGUUUAUCAAGAAAACAUCUUCCCCGGCACCGAAUUCAAUUCAAUGAAAAAAAUUCUAAGACAUUUACAAAGAGACCACCCAGGUAAAUUUGAUAAUGUCCAGCUGGCUUCUUUGCACUCCACUUCAAAAGGUGUUUCCGGUGAAUGUGGUCAAAGAGGUGGUUACAUGGAACUCACUGGCUUUAGUCAUGAAAUGAGACAAGUCAUUUUGAAAUUAGCCUCAAUCUCAUUAUGCCCCGUCGUCACUGGUCAAGCUUUGGUAGAUUUGAUGGUUCGUCCACCAGUGGAGGGGGAAGAAUCGUUUGAAUCGGAUCAAUCAGAACGGAAUUCCAUUCAUGAAAAGUUAAAUACAAGAGCAAUGACUUUAUACGAGACAUUCAAUUCUUUAGAAGGUAUCGAAUGCCAAAAGCCCCAAGGUGCUAUGUACUUAUUUCCCAAGAUAGACUUACCUUUCAAGGCAAUUCAGGAAGCCCAUCAUUUGGAAUUGACGCCUGAUGAAUUUUAUUGUAAGAAAUUGCUAGAAACUACUGGUAUUUGUACAGUUCCUGGUUCCGGAUUUGGACAAGAACCCGGUACUUAUCAUCUAAGAACAACAUUCUUGGCACCUGGUGUUGAAUGGAUGAAGAAAUGGGAAAUUUUUCAUAAGGAAUUUUUUGACCAAUAUCGUGACUAA
Saccharomyces eubayanus is the source of this 1782-nucleotide messenger RNA. RefSeq names its product alanine transaminase ALT1 (gene ALT1). The record is from RefSeq and is a predicted model, not a curated record. Bases 1 to 1782 code for a protein of 593 amino acids. Gene Ontology annotation, biological process: biosynthetic process. Gene Ontology annotation, molecular function: pyridoxal phosphate binding; L-alanine:2-oxoglutarate transaminase activity. The transcript has a single exon. Lineage: Eukaryota; Fungi; Ascomycota; Saccharomycetes; Saccharomycetales; Saccharomycetaceae.